Cooperia oncophora is the source of this 219-nucleotide messenger RNA. The record is from the annotation of a GenBank genome assembly. Lineage: Eukaryota; Metazoa; Nematoda; Chromadorea; Rhabditida; Trichostrongylidae.
AUGCCAAGUUUUUACACAAAUCGAUUGAUUUUGCUGCCAAUAAAAAGCAGGACCGUGAUCGAUGGGUCUCUGCAAUUUCGUACCUUAUCUCAAAGGUCAGGGAGCAAAGGGCUCAUUUUAACGAACAGGAAUGGAUUCUUCAGAAGUUCCGCGAAGCAGAUACCAACAAAAAUGGGACACUCUCUUUCAACGAGGUCUGGUCUCUGCUCAAAAAACUAA